Messenger RNA from Tripterygium wilfordii, 3856 nucleotides. RefSeq names its product protein FAR1-RELATED SEQUENCE 3. The transcript has 6 exons. Gene Ontology annotation, biological process: regulation of DNA-templated transcription. NCBI's taxonomy places the organism in Eukaryota, Viridiplantae, Streptophyta, Magnoliopsida, Celastrales, Celastraceae. Gene Ontology annotation, molecular function: zinc ion binding. The record is from RefSeq and is a predicted model, not a curated record.
UGUAAAGUUUUUACCAAAUUUUAUAGCCGAAGUUAGGGUUUCACGUUAUCUCUCAAUCAAAACCAUGAUCAAACUCCUCAGUCUCGAACUCUCACUGCACCGCCCUCACCGAAUCAUCCCUUCCUUCACGUAAUAAUCCCCGCCUCAAUUUUUCUCUAAAGAAUAGCUGCUGCAAUUACAGAUUUCAAUAGUUCUUGCUUCUCCAUAGGGGAACAAAACUUGUGGUGCACUGUUAAUGUAGUGGGCUGACAAAUUGAGAAUCCAAAUAGAAUGUAGUAUUGUACAGUGGUGCUUGGAUGUUCAUGUGAUUGAUAUGGAAGGGGGCGUGGGACAUGGUGUGAUGGCGGAUGAUGGAGAUGCUGACCCUAAUGAGGGUGGAGAAGCAAACAUCUUUGGAAAUGCCUCAACCAAUGAUGAAGAUGGAAUUGCUGGGCCACACGAACAGAUGGAAUUUGAUUCUGAAGACGCUGCUAAGACUUUUUACGAUGAGUAUUGCAGACGCGUUGGUUUUAGCUCCAAAGCUGGUCAAUGUAGUCGCUCUAAAGAUGGGACAGUUGUUGCUCGGGAAUUUUUGUGUGGCAGAGAAGGUUCGAAAAGAAGAAAUGCUGAUAGUUGUGAUGCGAUGCUUAGAAUAGAGUUAAAGGGUCAAGGCAGAUGGGUUGUCACAAAGUUUGUGAAAGAUCAUACUCAUUCCUUGGUAAGCCCUAGUAGGGUGCAAAACAUUCGGCCCCGAAGGCACUUCGCUGGUGCUGCGAAGACUGUGGCUGAAACUCAGCAAGGUGGAGGAAUCGUUCCAAGUGGUGUGAUGUAUGUGUCCAUGGAUGGAAACCGUGGAUCUGUAGAUUCAAACCAUGGAGUUAGGAGCACUUAUUCUGUAGUGCCAAAUCGGGCUUUUGCUCAAAAGAGGACUUUAGGGAGGGAUGCUCAAAAUCUGCUGGACUAUUUUAAGAAAAUGCAGGCAGAGAACCCAGGUUUCUUUUACGCAAUACAACUUGACGAAGAUAACUGCAUGGCUAAUGUGUUCUGGGCUGAUGCAAGGUCAAGGGUGGCGUACAGUCAUUUUGGUGAUGCAAUUACACUUGACACAAGGGGCAGAGCGAACCAGUACAGGGUGCCAUUUGCUCCAUUCACCGGUGUGAACCACCAUGGUCAGUCAAUUUUGUUCGGUUGUGCAAUACUACUUGAUGAUUCUGAGGUUUCCUUCACUUGGCUGUUGAAGACAUUUCUUACGGCAAUGAAUGAUCGCCAGCCUGUCUCUAUAAUCACUGAUCAAGACAAGGCCAUACAGACUGCAGUUGCUUUGGUGUUUCCAAAAGCCCACCAUUGUAUUAGCAAGUGGCAUGUCUUACGAGAAGGUCACGAGAAGUUGGCUCAUGUGUGCCAUGUGCAUCCUAAUUUCCAGGUUGAGCUUUAUAAUUGCAUCAACUUGACUGAAACUAUUGAGGAGUUUGAGUCAUCUUGGGAUUACAUCAUUGAUAAAUAUGACCUCAGAGGACAUGGUUGGCUUCAAUCGUUGUAUAAUGCUCGUGCUCAGUGGGUUCCAGUAUAUUUUCGGGGUUCCUUUUUUGCUGUAAUAUCUCCGGAUCAAGGAUUUGGAACAUCCUUCUUUGAUGGUUAUGUGAAUCAACAAACGACAUUGCCCAUGUUCUUUAGACAAUAUGAAAGAGCCUUGGAAAAUUGGUUUGAAAGGGAGAUAGAAGCAGAUUUUGACACAAUUUGCACCUUGCCAGUUUUGAAGACGCCUUCACCGAUGGAAAAGCAGGCGGCAAGUCUUUAUACAAGGAAAAUAUUUGUGAAAUUUCAGGAAGAGUUGGUUGAAACUUUUGUAUACACUGCCAAUAGAAUUGAGGGUGAUGGAGUAGUUAGCACAUUCAGGGUGGCAAAAUUUGAGGAUGACCACAAGGCAUACAUUGUCACAUUAAUUUAUCCUGAAAUGAGAGCGAACUGUAGCUGUCAAAUGUUUGAAUAAUCGGGUGUUCUCUGUCGUCAUGUUUUGACAGUUUUCACUGUUACAAAUGUUCUUAAACUACAAUCUCAUUACAUCUUGAAACGGUGGACAAGAGAUGCUAAGACUGGAGAUGUAAUAGGUGAACAUAGUGGAGACUUACAGGGGCACGAGUCUUUGACAUCACGGUAUAACAUUCUAUGUCGGCAAGUCAUGCAUUAUGCUGAAGAAGGGGCAUUAGCUGCAGAAACCUAUAAUAUUGCAUUAGGUGCUCUCAGCGAAGGUGCAAGGAAGGUUGCUGUUGUAAAGAAAAAUGUUACCAGAGUUGCACCCCCUAGCUCACAGGUUAGUGGGAUUGGUUAUGAUGACAGGAAGACUUCUACCUCAGAGUCAGACACAACCCCGUUGUUAUGGCCACAACAGGAUGAAGUGUCAAGGCGAUUUAAUCUGAACAAUGCUGGUGCCCAUUCUCAAUCUGUUGCUGAUGUAAAUGGUCCGCACAUGGCCCCAGUGUCCCUUCACCAGGAAGAUGGCCCAAAUGAAAGCAUGGCGGUUAUUCCUUAUCUCAAGUCAAUGACUUGGGUUAUGGAGAAUAACAAUUCAGUGCCGGGGAAUAGACUUGCUGUGAUCAACUUGAAGUUGCAAGACUAUAGCAAGACUCAUUCUGAAUUGGAGGUUAAGUUCCGGCUCUCAAGGCCCUCCUUGGAACCCAUGUUGAGAUCUAUGACAUAUAUUAGUGAACAGCUUUCAACACCAGCUAGUCGGGUUGCCGUCAUCAAUUUGAAGCUUCACGAUACAGAGACAACCUCAGGAGAGUCGGAAGUUAAAUUUCAGGUGUCCAGGGAUACAUUAGGUGCCAUGCUGAGAUCAAUGGCCUACAUCCAGGAGCAGCUUUCAAAUGCCGCUGAGCCUCAACCCAAGUCGCAAUCAAAGAAGCAGCGGAAAUGAACAUAUUGAAUAACUUAUCAUAGGUUUGUGCGCUCACAUAUCUCAUGGAUGGGAAAAUAGGCCAUUGGAAUGUCUGAGUAGCACUCCCAGUUUGUCGGGUUUGCUCUUCGUUUCCUUCUCCCUUUUUAAAGUAAUUAUUUUCCUUCAUUUUUUUGUUGUUUUUGUUUUUUGUAGCAUUAUUUUUGUUGAAUUUCUUAUUGCUUCCUCUGGCAUGUGAGUUUGUUGUGCAACAUAUUUGUACAUUUGACAUGUGAAAUUGAAAUCCAAAGGCUUUCCGUUCUUCAAAGAAAUUGAAAUCCAAAGGGUUUGAAGAGUUCAAUUUUUAAGGCUGUUAAGGAUGUAUACCCAUUGUAAUUUUUGUUUUGUUGGACUCCAUAAACUUUCUUGACUUGUUUAGAUUGCUGUAGAUGUCAUAAUAGAUGAGUUAGCGUCUGUGAACCCCGAAGAGACUGCAGUUAUGGGUGAAGCAAAGCAUCAAGGCCACUUCACCAUUUUGGCAUUCCCCCACAAGAAGUUGCAUUUUUGGAAAUUUGACCUUGAUAAGCUUCUAGGGUAGAGCAUUUUUCCAGAAAGCAACUACUUUUAGGGCACUUGGAAAACUUUCAUUCAACACGAGCCAAAGAUCUUAACACAGGGUUUUAAUUGCUGUGGCAUUAGUGAGAAGCAUUUUGCUUAUCGAGCCGUUCCUGUGAUUGGUAAUUCAUCUCAUACUCCCAAUUAAGUGUGUAUGUUUGCUUCUUUCCACGCUCUCUUACUUGAAAGCAGGAUUGUAUUUUUUUUGCCUUCAGAUUGGAAUGCCGACGGAAAUAGUGGAAAUGCUAUGGAGGCAUGGGAACAAGUACUCAGGUCCAUCAUAUAUAAUUGUUUAUGUUACUUCAAUUCCAUUAGAUUAGAAUUUUAUAUGUUGUCUGCAUGCUGACAUUUUUGUUGCUUUUUUGGUAGCCAUUCAAGUGUUCUUUUUUA